AAUAUCCGGAUCUCUGCGUUAGUGGUGAGUGAUCUGAAUCUGAUUUUCAAUAUUUAACAUUUUAAAAACACACAGCACAGCAUGAAGUAUCCAGCCUGGCCAAGAGGGAAGAAACUGGUUCACCUGGAUUUGAAAGGUGCCCCUCCUACAUCGAAGUACCUUCACCAACUGAUCGAGCUGUUCUCUCAGCUGGGAGUGGAUGGACUUCUGGUGGAGUAUGAAGACAUGUUUCCUUAUGAGGGGGAGCUGAAGCUGCUACAGGCAACAGCUCAGCCUGCUUACAGCCACAAGGAGAUAUUAUCUAUGCAGGAAUUUGCCAAGUCUAAGGGCAUGGAGGUCAUCCCGCUCAUACAGACUUUUGGUCACAUGGAGUUUGUGUUGAAGCAUCGGCCCAUGUGGGGCCUCAGAGAGGCGCCCAACUGUGUCUGCACCCUCAAUCCACACACAGAGGACGCGCUGAAGCUAGUGAUGGGGAUGCUGAAGCAGGUGGUGGACCUCCAUCCAGGUCUAAACACGCUGCACAUUGGAGCAGAUGAGGUGUACAUGUUGGGUGAAGGUGAGCAGUCAAAGGUGGAGUUGGCUUCACCAGGAUGUACAGUGCAACAGCUUUUCCUGGGUCACGUGACCAAGGUCGCCAAGGCCAUCAAGGAAGCGUGGCCUGACAUGAACAUCAUAAUGUGGGAUGAUAUGAUGAGAGGCAUGUGCCAGGACACACUCAAAGCCAGUGGCCUAGUUGGUCUCGUCCAGCCCAUGCUGUGGGACUACACGCCUGACCUGGAUGUGGACAAAACUGUGGCUCUGCUGGAGAAAUACUACAGUGCCGGCAUGACGGAGCUGUGGGCAGCCAGCUCCUUUAAAGGCUCAACCUGUGUUUACACCUGUGUAACCCACACGCAGCGACAUGUGGAGAACCAUCUGCAGUGGCUAAAGGUGGCUGCUACCUUAUCUGCCGCCAUAAACCUGAAGGGCAUUGCCAUCACCGGAUGGCAAAGGUAUGACCAUCUGUCAGUGCUGUGUGAGCUGAUGCCGGUGGCUCUUCCUUCAUUAGCAGCCUGUCUACAGACACUCUUCCACGGCGAGUUCAGCGCUGAGGCUCAAAGCAAAGCCGCUGAGAAGUUGGGCAUCUCCUCUGUGGAAGUGGAGGCCAUGGAGAGGCGAUCUGCGGACGACCCACUGUUUCCAGGAAGGAAGCUCACCGAGUUGAUCGUGGAGCUCGAUGCACUGCUAAACUGCGAAGACAUUCGAUCUUUUGAGAACAACAUGUACGUGAGAGGAUGGCUGAGCCCCUUCCAGCGACAGAGGAGGAUGGUAUCUCCACUCAUCACCAUGCAGAUUCACAGCCAAGCAACAACCUACUUGACGACAUUGCAACAGAAGACGGACAUGUUAAGAGAGGAAAUGGUGCAAUUUUACCCAGAAUCAACGGCCCAGGAGUGGAUUGAGGAACACAUCACCCCCGUGAUGGCUCCUUUACAGCAGAUAACAGAGGAUAUCAUUGCCUGUGUAAAGGAGAUGGUGCCAUAGACUAACUUGGCUACUCAGUGUCUAAGACAAAGUCAAUAUUAUUUUUGCAAGAAGCGUGGAAAAUGUUAUAUUUGAUUGUUUUGCUUACCCAGUGGUAGUGAUUGUAAAAUGCAGGAACAGUUGCAAAGAAAGGAAUAAAUAGCAGACUCUUGGUUUAUACAAAACACCUUUAUACCAUACUUGCAAAUGUGAUAAACUACAAAAUAAAAAAGUAAAUGAAAUCAA
Molecule: messenger RNA, 1749 nt
Organism: Solea senegalensis (Senegalese sole)
Lineage: Eukaryota; Metazoa; Chordata; Actinopteri; Pleuronectiformes; Soleidae
Gene: hexd
Product: hexosaminidase (glycosyl hydrolase family 20, catalytic domain) containing
Exons: 11
Coding region: 82-1524 (480 amino acids)
Biological process (GO): carbohydrate metabolic process
Molecular function (GO): hexosaminidase activity
Source: RefSeq, a predicted model, not a curated record